This is a messenger RNA of Hyaloscypha bicolor E, 2501 nucleotides long. RefSeq lists its product as uncharacterized. The record is from RefSeq and is a predicted model, not a curated record. The transcript has 7 exons. Bases 218 to 2455 code for a protein of 745 amino acids. NCBI's taxonomy places the organism in Eukaryota, Fungi, Ascomycota, Leotiomycetes, Helotiales, Hyaloscyphaceae.
UUUUUCUUCGUCUAACUUUUCUGUUUUUACCGAAGUUCUCAGCGUUGUCAACCAGCAAGGAAGGCCAAUAUUGUGGUGAGCCUCAACGUGGUCCCAUGUCUUGUUUUUGCUUUUUACAUCCCGCGAUCGUUUGCUAUAUUUGCGAGUACCACCCCGCAGUGGGGGGAGUGGAUUGGGUUGAAUAUAUUUUCUCACUGAUCUUUGACGGGGGUCCAUUAUGGCAUGGCAGCAAUAUUCCCCUUACUCAUGGACUCCUCUCACGGGAAAUGACGGCGACCUCGGCCUGAACCCACCUCGCUACGAAGACACUUCAUAUCACGGUUAUUUGGGAGUUGACUCCGGUACGUCAGAACAUGCCCGGGCUCUUUCAAGCAGCGAAGGUUACGAAUUGGACGAUCGGCGGUCAGCCAUCUCCUCGGCUCCUCUUUUGCAGCCCGACAAUUAUUCAACAUACAAAUCCUCGCUCAUAGAACCAGAAAUUCGGGAAUCGGUCGACUAUGGGCAGAAACGACGAUGGCGUCACCUAUCGGGUUGGAAGGUUGGAGUGAUGGUCUGCGCGGCAACUGCAGUCACCGUGUGCCUUUUGAACAUCGCAUUGACCGUGUGGGCUGUCAUAAAUCACCAAGUCAUUGAUGGUUUGUCGUAUCUGUAUACAGGAGACUGUCACGAGGUUGCAACAAUGAGUUUGUGGAUCCAUUUAGGAAUCAACGCGAUGAGCACCGUGUUACUCAGCGCCAGUAAUUAUACAAUGCAGGUCAUAAGCAGUCCUACUCGCAAGGAGGUAAACAAGGCACAUGCAAAGUUGAGAUGGCUUGACAUCGGAAUUCCAAGUACCCGCAACCUUCGCGCGAUCUCCUGGGCUAGAAUAACUAUGUGGGCAAUCCUUGCGUUAAGCUCAAUACCUUUACAUCUAAUGUACAAUACAGCAGUCUUUUCUACACUUUCCGCAAAUGGCUAUACUUAUAUUGUCGUUAACGAAGACUUCUUUGCUCCGUCCGCUAUAUACAACCCCUCAGGCUAUGGGGCUUCUCUCAGUGUCCUCAACACAAUGCACGAAUUAGGCGUACAGGGAAGCCUGGCCAACUACACGUCCACAAAAUGCAUGGACACUUAUGGUGUCAACUUUGUGAGCACAGCUCGUAAUGUCCUUCUGGUAACGAGGGAUACGGAAACAUCCAAUAACACAGUGUUCAACUCUUACUAUUGGAGAAGCUACGACCAAAUUCCUUACUGGUGGAUAUGUGGCGAUGCUUGGGACUCCGAUCCGUACGCACAAAAAACGGCAGUCUGUACCCCAUCGAUUGCCAAAGCCGAAGCGUCCAGUUGGACUGUCUACAAUCACCACAUCAGCUACUGCAUGGUUGAACUGGUUGAAGAGCAAUGCAGACUGAGUUUCAGCUUCGUUAUUAUGCUAGUGGUGAUUGGUGUCAACGCUUCAAAAGCGUGCAUAAUGAUUCUGACCGUUUGGAAACUGAAUGAGCCAACACUUGUCACAAUCGGUGAUGCAGUUGCAUCUUUUCUACGGGACCCAGAUCCCACCACUGAAGGUAUUUGCCUCAGCACCAAAAUGGAUAUACAGAAGAAAAGAUGGAAACUACAGGCUGCAAGUCCAUGGAUACCGAAGAAGCAGUUUUGGUUUCGGGCUGCCAGCAUCAAAAGAUGGCUAACAUGCAACUUGCUAUGUAUAGGAGUAAUCGGAUUCGGUGUCUAUCUCCUUUUCCAGGGGAUGUCAAAUAUCAACAUCUACGACAUCAAGACUCUCUGGGGUCUUGGCUUCGGUACUGUAAACACCAAUUCCGUCGUUGGCAUCGCUCCUACUGGUCUCAUUCCCACCACACUCUUCGCCAAUCUACCCCAAGGAAUCCUAUCUUUCCUUUACCUGACCUACAACGGUUUAUUCUCUUGCAUGCUAGGGGCCCAUGAAUGGAGUCGUUUCGCUCGUUUCCGCAAAUCACUGCGAGUUACUGCCCCUGAAGGAAGCCAGAGAUCUACAUACUAUCUCCAACUACCUUAUACGUAUGCAUUACCACUUCUCCUCAUGUCUGGCUGCCUUCACUGGCUAAUGUCUCAAUCCCUCUUCCUCGCUCUGGUAACCGUCUACGACGAAAACGGCGAACUUGAUGAAAGUAAUUCCAUCUCCACGGUCGGCUAUUCCUGCAUCGCUAUUUUCUGUGCUCUUAUUUUAGGCAGUUUAGCUGUGCUUGGCGGUAUCGCGAAUGGAUUCCGGAAGUAUGAUGAUGGGAUUCCUUUGGUGGGGAGUUGUAGUGCGGCGAUCAGUGCUGCUUGCCAUCGACCGAGUAGAGACUCGAUGGCGUAUUUGAAGCCGGUGAAAUGGGGUGUAGUGGAGGGGACUGAUGGGAGUAGUGGGGUAGGUCAUUGUUGUUUCAGUAGUUUUGAAGUUGAGAGACCUGUGAAUCGUUGUUUGUAUGCUGGGGAGAAAGGGAAGGCGGACUAGUAUGUAAUUGUAUCAUAAUUAAACGAACAGCAAAUAUGUAACACGG